Jaculus jaculus (lesser Egyptian jerboa) is the source of this 5998-nucleotide messenger RNA. RefSeq names its product apical junction component 1 homolog (gene Ajm1). Gene Ontology annotation, biological process: cell-cell junction organization. Gene Ontology annotation, cellular component: plasma membrane; apical junction complex. The record is from RefSeq and is a predicted model, not a curated record. The coding region runs from base 1448 to 4378 and encodes 976 amino acids. NCBI's taxonomy places the organism in Eukaryota, Metazoa, Chordata, Mammalia, Rodentia, Dipodidae. The transcript is spliced from 3 exons.
CCCAACAAUGUGACCCAAAUACUGUCUGAAGAUUUGCUGCCUAGCUACCCCAGCUCUCAAAUAUGGUCCUAACCUUGCUGUGUGGUAGCCAGGAUGCACCCCACUUAGGCCAAUGCUUGGUAGCUGUGCUGCGACGGUAGGUGUGGCCUCUGCACAGCCUCCCUGCCUGCUAGGGGGUGGGGAUGGCGCCUGCAACCUAAUCUAUCUCGCCCCCACCACUGCCGCCCACUGCAGACACGUUGCCAUGAGGACUCCAGAGGCAAGUGGGUGGGGUGUACGCCACUAAUGACGUUGGGGGUGGGGCGUGCCACAGCACCUAUUGGUGGCCAAGGCUAGCCCCCUCCCACUCCCAGGAAGCCUGCUAGGGCUCUUUGUGUUGUUAAGGCAAGAGACAGUUGGUCACAGAGCAGGUGCUGUCAAAAGGAACCUCCUGACACAGGAGCCUGGCCCUUCAUCCAGUUUGGGAUCUCUGAUGUCGAGACUGGACUACAGAAAGUAUCUAGGAUAGUGCUGGGUUCUCAACAUGUCCAGUGCCCAACAAAAUAAGGUGGGUCUCGCCCUGGAGAACUGAGAGCAUCUAUGGACCCAACAUUCCACUGAGGACGGAGUGAAGAUGCAGACCUUCCCCAAAGGAAGUAGCAGUGCCAGCCCGCACUGGCCUGGCUGGACACGAGAUUGUGGCUCCACUCCAGACUGGAGCCGGCCAUCUGGUCCUAAGUACCUGCCGAGGUUUUGAUGUCUCCAGUGCCAAAGAUGACAGUGCCUGAGGAGAGGCCAACGGGGCAGGAAGUCGCCCAUCUGCUUCUACCUGGGCCCAACCACAGACAUGCAUUCUGGGAAAUGCCCACCACCCCCAAACCCAGUCUCUGCAGCCAGGUCAAGACUUGGGGCUUUUCCAGAGCCCUUCCUGGAGUUCUGCUACUCUGGACAAGUGUUGUUGAGGUGGAGGAGCGGGCGGGACCAGCAGAUUUAUAUUGGUGUACGGGCCCCCUGUUCAGAAUCUGAAACUUGUUCUUUGGGGAUGCUGUAAGGACUAGUCACCCUGCAUAGCGCACAACCCCACAUCAGCUAGAAAGGCCACCACUCCCGUCCCCAGCCCCAGUGCACAGCUCCCAUCUAGUACGGCCCCUUUAAGUACCAACAACCUGGCUGCCAUUAGGGGCAGCACUGAGCAGUAAGGCCAGAAUCAGUGCUGCUGCCUCGAAGCUUCUGCCGGUGCUGGGGACAGAGCGGUGCCAGGGACACACCAGAGCUGGCCUGAGGUUGCGCAGCCCACCUGGGCUCUGCUGGCCGAAUAAUACCCAGGUACUUCUGACAUUGACAUGGAGCCAACACCCACAGCCUCCGCCAAGGCCUGCAGCCAAGGCUGCUCCAUCCCCUGCACGCCAGGGCAAAAGCCCCAAAAGGCCGAGUGACUGAAGCCGCCAGCCUGGGGACGUCUUUUAAGAUGACCCGCACGGAUCCUCCGGAUUUGCUAGUGUCGACCGUGUACCAGGACAUCAAAGUGGCGGCCCCAGGGCCCGCAUCCAGACGCCAGCCAUGUGAACAAUCGGUGGCCCGACCAGCUGCGCCCGCGCCUUUCAACAAGCGCCACUGCCGCAGCUUCGACUUCUUGGAAGCCUUGGACGGGCCCGCCAUGGAGAGCCUCCCAGAGCCAUCACUCCCGGAGCCCGCCCCACCACGUGCCCGGACCCGCGACGGUGAGCCGCGGCGCCGCGCCCGCUCCAAGAGCGCGCCUCGUGUGCCCCAGGGUCUGGCGCCUGCGCCGGGCUCACCGCCGGUGCUGCCCCGCCGAGGCCGGGAGACCCAGCGUGCGUCGCGGACCGAGGGUUCGCCGCGCCGGGAGCCCUCGUACCCCGCGCUGCGCGCUCUCGCCAACGAGCUACACCCCAUCAAGCUGCAGCCACAGCGGGGCGGCCCUGGCCGCAUCGCACCACUGUGCGCCGCCCCAGGCCGCUGCGCGCCGCCGGAGCCACCCGCAGGACCCGCCCCCCACGUCCGCUGCCGUCUGGACAUCAAGCCUGAUGACGCAGUGCUGCAGCACGCAGCACGGGGAUCACGGCCCUGUGCGACCGCCGAGGCUGCUCCUUGGGCCCGUGCCACCCAGCAGUUCCACGGCCGCACAGUUCCGGGGCCUCGCCAUGUGUCGAUGUCACGUACUCCCACUCCCAGUGACUUGUACUGCACAGACCCCAGGGCACUGUACUGCGAUGGCCCCUUACCUGGACCCAGGGACUACGCAGAUCUCCGCAAUCAGCCCUUCACAACGCCUCCUGGCCCCACCCAAUUCUUCUACACCGAGGAAUCAGAAGGCUACACAGGUGGCUUUACUGCCAGCCCGGGCCCUCCCUUCGAUGGCUACUGCUCUAGGCCCUACUUGUCCCAAGAACCUUCGGGGCCCAGUCCAAGACGUGGAGGAGGCUACUAUGCAGGAGAAGUACGCACCUUCCCAAUCCAAGAGCCACCCUCCCGCUCCUAUUACAGGGAGGACCCCCGAGCUUACGGCCUGCCCUACGUUCCCCAGUAUGUCCCCGAAGAGCCCCGGACCCACUCUGGCGCCCGCCCUUUCUACACAGAGGACUUUGGGAGGUACCGUGAGCGCGACGCGAUGGCUCGGACUUACCCAUACCCUCGCAGCAGCCAAGCCUGGGCGGACUGGGGUCCUCGGCCUUACCGCACCCUGCAGGUGGUCCCUCCUCCCGCCCCUGGUCCAUUACUGGCCUCUUGGCAUGGUGGUACUGGCACCAGCCCACCUAGGCUGGUCACCGACAGCCGCCACUACUCUCGAUCCUGGGACAACAUCCUGGCGCCUGGUCCGCGCCGAGAGGACCCGCUAGGACGCGGCCGCAGCUACGAGAACCUGCUGGGGCGCGAGGUGCGGGAGACCCGCGGGUCAUCCCCGGAAGGCCGGCGCCCACCUGUAGUAGUGAACCUGUCAACCUCGCCCAGACGCUAUGCAGCACUGUCGCUGUCCGAGACGUCGCUGACGGAGAAGGGACGCGCAGGGGACGGCCUAGGCCGCAAUUGGUAUGUCACGCCCGAAAUCACCAUCACCGACAACGACCUGCGCGCCGCGGAGCGCCCUACCCCCAGGAGCUGGGAGUUGCCCGGGAGCCGCCCUAGACAGCCUGCACCCGCGGCCCCCGAGGGCCCUGCCGCCAGCCGCCAGCGCAGCCUCGAGCAGCUGGAUGAGCUCAUCACCGACCUGGUCAUCGACUCACGGCCACCUGCCGGCCAAACCCCUGAGCCUGCGGCUGAGGGCCUAGGCCGCCAGUUGCGCCGCCUGCUGGACUCCCGGCCUACCGGCCCAGGAGCACCAACGCUGGCGCCGCCGCGCUCGCCCCCUGCCUCUGCGGGAAGCACCGGGGAGCCCGCGGGCUCGGGAGAAGCAGCCGAUGGUUCUCCGGAACCUAGCGCCGAUGAGGACGACUUGAUGACCUGCUCCAACGCGCGAUGCCGGCGCACAGAGACCAUGUUCAACGCCUGCCUCUACUUCAAGUCGUGCCACAGCUGCUACACCUACUACUGUUCGCGCCUGUGCCGCCGCGAGGAUUGGGACGCGCACAAGGCGCGCUGCGUCUACGGCCGCGUGGGCAGCGUGUGCCGCCACGUGCUCCAGUUCUGCCGCGACAGUGGUCCGGUGCACCGCGCUUUCUCGCGCAUUGCGCGCGUCGGUUUCCUGUCACGUGGCCGCGGCGUGCUAUUCCUGGGUUUCCCGAGCCCGGGCUCUGCCGACAACUUCCUACGCUUUGGCCUGGAAGGGCUGCUGCUGUCGCCCACCUACCUGUCGCUGCGCGAGUUGGCUACCCAUGCCGCGCCCCUGGGUAGUUAUGCACGAGAGUUGGCGGCCGCUGGUCGUCUCUACGAACCCGCCGAGUGCUUCCUACUUAGCGUGUCCGUUGCCGUGGGCCCAGGCGCUGCACCCCCUGGAGUCGCCUCCCGGCCAGCGCCAGCACCGCGCAGCCCUGGGCCCACAGUGCGCAAGUUCGCUAAGGUGGCCUUGGCGGCUGGCAGCCCGGCCCGGCCGCCCCCUACGCGAGGCCACGAUCCAGACAUGGAGACACUGAUCCUGACGCCGCCGCCCGGCACUGCAGGCCUAGACCAGGAGGGUGAGGCGGGCCGGCGUGCUCGCGAGGUGGCCUUCAUCCACAUUCAGCGUGAGCUGCGACUACGCGGUGUCUUUCUCCGCCACGAGUUCCCACGAGUCUAUGAACAACUCUGUGAGUUUGUUGAAGCCAACCGACGCUUCACACCUACUACCAUCUAUCCUACGGACCGUCGCACUGGCCGCCCCUUCAUGUGCAUGAUCAUGGCUGCUUCUGAGCCCCGUGCGCUCGACUGGGUUGCCAGCGCCAACCUGCUGGACGACAUCAUGUGAGCUGCGAGGCCAUCAGGCCCAGGCACUGACUGGAUCCCUGCCUAACCCCCUCAGGCUCCACUGGAUCCACCAGAGUCUUCCCCUAGUCUCACCCUGCUGGCUUGGGGGCCCACCUGUUCCCUUGAGGCCUGGACCAAGUCACCUACAAAUUCUCUGCUCCAAGACCCGCCCACCUCACACCUCUAGCUUCAUUCAGGGUCCCGCCCUUCUCCUUGCAUCACACUGUUUUCCACAAACCACUUCUUUUCUCCUCCCUGCUGGAAAGCCCAGUUCCCACUUCCUGGGCUCUCCCCAAGUCAGCCUUGGGGUGGGGCUCCCCAAGAGGCUGGUCCUCGCCCUCGGUGCUCCCCGCUGGGAGGCGGGGUGGGCCUGAGGACCGCUGGGCUUUACAACUACACAGACCUCACCCUUGCAAACUCAGUCACUGUCCGUCGUAGGGCUCUCCUGGAGUCUCCUCAAACCCUAGAUUCAACACACACACACACACACACACACACACACACACACAGUCUGUGUUGACCAAAGCCUAGUGUCACUUUAAACACGCCCUUGACCCACCUGCGGUAUCUAGGGUGUGUCUGGCUCAGAGGCCUAGGUUCACCCGUAUUCCCCUAUCCUGGCAAGGUGGUGGGCAGAGUACCAUUCAAGCUGCACACUCACAGUGCUGUUUGUCUUUAAGUCCCCUCACCUCAGGCUGCCUUGAUCUGAGUCUUUGUCAUACUGGAUGUGUCCAGUGUUCAGGGCAAGACGCAAGCCACCCAGCCAGAGGGGGAAGCAGUGUAUGGGUGGGGUUACAGGCCAGAGCUGAGAGCUUGCUGGGUGAGGAUCCUAGCGCCAGCCCACAUUCAACAACAUGGUCCUAGGCAGAAGCCAGGGCAGAGCUGGAAAAGAUGGAAACUCAGGCCCCAAGGUGCACAGGGAAGUCAGCUGCCAGACGUGUGUGCUUUGGAGAGGAUGAGCCAGCAGGAGGCCCUCAGGGAGCAGCUCCUUCCUACCCGCUGACAGAAGGACCACCGAACUAGGGGUGUUUAGUUGGGAGCUGGUCUGAGUACAGAGCAGUGGGUGGAAUCAGGUGUUAGAGAGGGCUAGCUGGCCAGGACCAAAGUCCACCCGAGGAGUGGUGCGACCUGUCCUAGAGGCAGACUUUGCACAAAAGUCCUGCGCACUCGCCUGGACUGCAUCCCAAGUAGCAGGCUCGAGUAGCGCAAGCUUGACGUGCUGUAGAGAGCAGCACAGGCAGCCCCUGGCCUCGGGCCCGGCCCCGUCCUCUCCCGGAGCUCCAUGGAAGAAUGUGAGGCCAAGCAAUGUGCAGAAGUGUUUCGGGAGCCCCCAUCCCAUUUAGAGCCAUGUGAGGGAGCAUCAAAUGCAAGAACCUAGGAACCCCGCCUCUGCUCCCAGCUCUUGCUGGGACACUCCUGAGCACCCGCCUUGGCCCGCGACUUUGCACCUGCCGCGGUGCAGUGCUUGCCGCACUCGCUGCCUCUCUCUCUCUUUCUCUCUCUCUCUCUCUCUCCUUUCUCGGGCCUCUACGUUCGUUCGUACGGCAAGCUGUCAGGAACGAUCCUGGGCCAAUCACUUCCACAGAGCGAGUGCUUUCGAACCAAGUAAAACAGAACUUGA